GCCACAGCAUCUAAACCGGAACUGUAUUUCAAGAGGAAAGAAGCGCUGUAUACACAUUGUCUUCACUGCCUUUACGUCUGUGUGUGAAGAAUGUCUCGUCCACGCCAGCCUCCCUUGGUGACUGGCAUCUCACCUAACGAGGGCGCGCCAUGGACCAAAGUCACUAUUCGAGGGGAGAACCUGGGAACUGGACCCAAUGAUCUCAUAGGUCUGUCUAUUUGUGGUCAUAACUGUUUGCUGACAGCAGAAUGGAUGUCUGCUAGUAAGAUAGUGUGUCGAGUGGGUCCUGCUAAAGAUGACAAGGGUGAGAUCAUCGUCACCACUAAGAGCGGAGGCAGAGGGACAUCCACAGUCUCCUUCAAACUCCUCAAACCUGAGAGGAUCGGCAUUCUGGAUCAGUCUGCGGUCUGGGUUGAUGAGUUGAAUUACUAUGACAUGAGGACCGAUCGCAACAAAGGGAUCUCUCCUCUCUCGUUGAGGCCGGCCAACCCUUUGGGCAUUGAAAUAGACAAAGGGAAAGUUCCUCUGAAGGAUCUGGAGAACAUGUUCCCUUGUAUGAGUGGAGACUUCACUAGCGAGAAUUUCUCUGCCACCUGGUAUCUUAUCGAGAACCAUUCUUCAACCAGCUUUGAGCAACUGCGUGUGGCAGUGGGAAAUCUUAAGAAACAGGCCAGUAAGAAGAAUGAGGGCAGUCUGGCCUAUGUGAAAGGAGGUCUCAGCACUUUCUUUGAGGCUCAGGAUGCUCUUGCAGCUAUCCAUCAGAAGCUUGAAUCAGACGGCACGGAGAAGGUGGAGGGCUCUAUGACCCAGCGACUGGAGAAAGUCCUUAACAGAGCAAGUGAAACUGCUGACACUCUGUUUCAAGAAGUGUUGGGCAGAAAGGAUAAGGCUGACUCCACACGCAACGCUCUCAAUGUCCUCCAGCGAUUCAAAUUUCUGUUUAACCUGCCACUCAACAUUGAACGCAACAUCCAGAAGGGCGAUUAUGAUGUUGUUAUCAAUGAUUAUGAGAAAGCCAAAUCUCUGUUUGGAAACACAGAAGUCCCAGUCUUCAAAAAAGUGUACUCAGAGGUGGAGACACGGAUAGAAGCCCUGAGAAAACUGCUUUUGGAUAAACUUCUGGAGACGCCUUCAACUCUACACGAUCAGAAACGCUAUAUCAGAUAUCUGUCGGACCUACAUGCUCCGGGUGACCCGGCGUGGCAGUGUAUAGUCGCUCAACACAAAUGGAUCCUGCAGCUGAUGCAAAACUGUAAAGAAGAUUUUAUCAAAGAGCAGAAAGUGGGUGGUGUCGGUUUAGAGAUGGAUCGGUCCUCGGCUCUGAACAGGAUCAGCCUCUCAGCUCCGGUGAAGAGAGGAGGCAGCUUCCAGACACCUAAAGACGACUCAUGGCACUAUAAGAGCCCUCAACAGGUCAGGUUUGUGGAAAAGCUCUCAGACGUGGUCAUCAGCCAGCUGCCCAACUUCUGGAAACUCUGGAUCUCUUAUGUCAACGGCAGCCUGUUCAGUGAGACAGGAGAAAAGUCUGGUCAAGUGGAGAAGUUAAAGAAGAAUGCCCGGCAAAGACAAAAUGACUUUAAGGGCAUGAUUGAGGAGGUGACUCGUCGUUUGGUGAAGUUGGUUCGAGGGGCUCUGUUACCCUCCUCGCUUACUGAGCAGCAGCUGAGACAGUAUGGAGGCUGGGACACCAAAACCCCUCUCAGUGGAGCCUGGCUCACUCAGGUCAUCCACACCGUCAGGUUAAGUCAUGAAGCUCUGUCAGCCUUAGAGAUUCCUAAUGACCUGCUGCAGGUGAUUCAGGAUUUACUGCAGGACCUGCGUGUGCACUGCCUGCUGACCACACUACAGCAUACUGAAGAGGACGUAAAGAGGCUUGCAGAAAAGGAAGACUGGGUUGUGGACAAUGAAGGAAUCACGUCACUGCCGGCCCAGUUUGAGCAGUGUAUGGUUCAGAUGCUGCAGUCUCUGAAGGAGCCCAUGGAAUGUAAACCUGGAGAGAUCAAUAUCUUGAAUUUGGAUGUGGUUCAAGACAAAGCUUGCGAACAGUGUGUUUCUAUCAUGAAGGUCUUUAUUAAAUGCCUCGAGCAGCUCAGCACCAAGACUGACGGAGACCUCAACACCUCCCAUUAUUUGACAUCUAAAUGGCUUCCUACAUGUAGGGAUGUAACGAAUCAUGAUAAAAUUCCCCCACGUUUGUCUGUGGACUUGGCCUCACCUGAUCUUUUUAAGGGCAUCCAAGAAGACUUCAGUUCAAAACCGGAGCAACGCCUCCUCAUCAUCCUCAGUAACUGUCAGUAUCUGGAGAGACACACGUUUCUCAAUCUGGCUGAGCACCUGGAGAAGAACGGCUUCACCACUGCAGAGAAGAUCAUCAGGGUCAGCAUAGAGGAAUUGAGACAUCUGGAUGAAUAUCUGUUUGAGACGUACAUCGAAAAAAAAUCUGAUCCUAUUGUCGGCUCUCUGGAGCCUGGCAUCUAUGCCGGAUACUUCGACUGGAAGGACUGCCUGCCACCUACAGGUGUGAGAAGUUACUUAAAGGAGGCUUUGGUCAGCAUUAUCUCUGUUCAUGCUGAGGUUUUCACAGUUUCCAAGGAGCUGGUUCCUCGUGUCUUGUCAAAGAUCAUAGAAGCUGUAGCUGAAGAAAUGAGCCGUCUGAUGCAGUGUGUGUCCUCCUUUAGUAAAAACGGUGCACUGCAGGCACGUCUGGAAAUCUGUGCGCUGCGAGAUGCCGUAGAUCCAUACCUAACGUCAGAGAGUCGCACUAGUUUUAAGCAGGCGUUGGAAGCUCUACCACAGCUACAGAGUGGAGCUGACAAGAAACUCUUGGAGGAGCUACUGAAUAAGUUUAAGAGUAGUAUGAAGCUACAGCUUAAUUGCUUCAAGCCUGCUUCUUUUCAGCCUGUGAAGCGAUAAGCCUUCACAAAACCCCGACAUUUCAACAACACCUCUUUGUUGUAACACUAAGACACCAUUUCAGUUUUAAAAAGCAUUAAUAACCAUUAAAAGUCAAUUUAGUGCCACUAAUAUAGCCUUUUCUGCUUGCUGUUGUUGUACUGCCUCUAUCAAGAUGCACAUCAAAAGCCAAAAUAAAUUAAUGUGCUCUUACAAAGAGUGGGUUUUUGCAAACAUUAAUGUGCAAGACAGUUGCUAGAGUAAU
Molecule: messenger RNA, 3157 nt
Organism: Labeo rohita (rohu)
Lineage: Eukaryota; Metazoa; Chordata; Actinopteri; Cypriniformes; Cyprinidae
Gene: exoc2
Product: exocyst complex component 2
Exons: 29
Coding region: 91-2913 (940 amino acids)
Biological process (GO): Golgi to plasma membrane transport; exocytosis
Cellular component (GO): exocyst
Source: RefSeq, a predicted model, not a curated record